GUCUUCCCGACGAACUCAUUGCUCCUCGCAACUGCGACGACCCUUGCUCUGCUACUGCAAGCUCCAGCAGUAGUACUGGCGCAAUCACAAUUCGACUACUCCCAGCAACCGAUACCCAUCCCCUUCUUGCAGGGGGACAGGUACCCCGACAGGCCCGAGACGGACGUCUGCAGACCCAUCUUCGACCACAUCCGUCGAGACUCGACCCGCUUCACGAACGAGCUGGUCUUCAACACGAACCCGCGCGUAACGUUCGCAACGUCCGACUCGCGACGCAUGACGUCCAGGAUGCAGACGCGAUUGGACAGACUCCGGGAAAUUUACGACGGAGCCUUCACCGUUCGCAAGGCCUGGAGCGAGUUUCCCGACAGUGAUGUGGCGGACAGCCAGUCCCUGCACUAUGAAGGUCGGACUAUUCGUGUGUAUGUUCAAGACCAGCGUCGAGUGUCAGAGUUUCUCACCAAUGCAGUGCAGGCUGCAUUCGACUGGGUUUCUUACCAGAGCAAUAAUUACGUCCGUCUCAGUGUCAUUCCUGACAACUGUGAGAACAAUGUGGACCUUGUGUUCAUACUCGAUCAGUCGGGAAGUGUCGGAUCUUACAAUCAUGCUCUUGCCAUCCUCUUUAUCCUGAACGUCAUCCAGUAUUUUUCCAUCUCGCCGGAUGCGACUCGCGUGGGCUUUGUUGCCUAUUCCCGCCGCUCGCACGUAGAGUUUGACCUCAAUGACUUUACCACUGCCGAGUCUCUGGCCGUCAGAAUCAGCAAUAUUAAUUACAGGGGCGGCGCAACAGCUACGGCACUGGCUCUCAACGACACGGCCUUUCUCCUCAACCCAGACAGCAACCGCGGGGCUCGCCCCACCUCCAGGGGUAUUCCAAAAGUCGCUCUUCUCAUUACGGACGGAAAAUCCAACCAAUACCCCUUAACAUAUGCUGUUCCGCACAUCAAGAGUCUUGGUAUACAGGUGUACGCUCUCGGCAUUGCAAACCCUGAUGUGAAUGAACUUCAGUUCAUAGCUAGUGACCCGGACAUUGAGCAUGUGUUUCUGCUCAACUCUUACAACGAUGCGGCUGGGUUCGUCGACUUUCUCACCAUCCAGACAUGUGACACUCCAGCCAUCAUAGAUCCAGGCGACAACACGACGACAGAGGUCCCCGAGGGAGGGAUCCGAUACUUUCAGGUCCAGUGCGACUCUUUCUCCAACAUGGUCCUCGUGGAGUUGUACGACAACACUGGGACCAGUUUUCUCUAUUGCUCGGCGACAGAGGCAAACCCAGGACCCCUGACCAGCAAUACUGCUGUCAACAAUACAGUUGGUAUUACCGUCCGCACCUGUGUUGUUUCUCUGGCCAACACCAACUCACGGGUUGUGUACAUUGGGGUCCGAGGUGCGGAUGAGAUAAACCAGUUCACAGUGGUGGUGUGGGACCAGCUGUUUUCUCCCGCUGAAGAAGAGAUUGUUGUCCUCGAAGGACAGACUGGAGCCGUGUACGAGAUCUCUGCCAAUUUCAAUGCCGGAGCCAAUGGAAUCACGUUUCAGUAUCUCAUCACUGAAGGUAACACAGGUGGUGUGUUUAGUGUGAACAGAAGAAAUGGCCGGAUAUCAGUUCCACCUCAGGGGCUCGCUUUCGAUGCCAGCUCCUUUUACAGUCUGUCCAUAGUGGCAGAGAAUGUGGACGAUAGCUGCCAGCGCUCGCGGUUCAGACUCAAUGUGCGGGUUGGUAGGAACGGGAUCGUUUUCCCCGACUUGGCAGCAGUGUCUGUGUUAGAGACGGCAUCGGUAGGCGACGAAGUAACCACUAUAAUUGCAACCGGCGGUGCUGGACAAAUCGAAUACUCUUUACUCAGCAGCAAUGUCCCUUUCAGGAUAGAAGCAACAACUGGAAGAAUAUUAGUCGAUGGCGGGCUCAAUUUCGAAGACGAGAUGCAGUAUAGCAUUGUGGUACAGGCAGAGAGUGUAGGUACCAUAGUCAGUGGAAAUGCUACUCAGGUGGUCAAUAUUGACGAUGUCAACGAACAGCCAGAGUGGAGCACACAGUGUGCUCGCAAUGACAUCUGUACUGCAUCGAUCACGGAGAACCUCCCUCCUCGAGCUCUUGGUAGCAGACUUGAAGUAGUGGAUCCCGACUUACCAUCAGUUCCCAAUGGUGUCAUCACUUAUACAAUCACUCCAAAUGAUGCUCGGGUGCUUUUCUCUGUAGGCAGUGAUGGUACCGUGAGAACUAUAGGACCGCUUGAUUGGGAAGCUAGAGAUACACACACCCUCAUUGUGACUGCCGCCGAUGGGGGGACCCCUUCAUUAUCUGUCACAACGACAUUUCGGGUCACAGUAUUGGAUGAAAACGACGUACCACCCACAUUUGUGCAAAGCCCAAUGCAGAUUAGCAUACCUGAAAAUGAGCCCGUGGACACAGUCAUAGCGCAGUACAUUGCCACAGAUCCUGACACGGAACCAAAUGCACAGAUCACCUACAGCCUCAGCCCUAUCUCAGGCCUUCCCUUUGGACUAAACCCCGACAAUGGAGCUCUCAGCAUCACUCAAAAUAUCGACUAUGAAGAUCCAGACAGUCGAAGUUUUCUUGUAACAGUAACGGCUAACAACAAUCCCUUGUCAACCAGUGUCCAGACUCGAAUAGAUAUAACUGAUGUGAACGACAACACACCAGUAUUUCAGGCAGACGGUUACACCUUCACCAUCCAGGAGCACACAAACAUUGACAGUGCAUUUAGCGCUGUACUUGCGACGGAUGCAGACAGUGGCUUGAAUGGGGAUGUGAGGUACUCUAUAAGAGGUGGAAACUCUCAGGGGUUCUUUUCCAUCGUUUCUACAACCGGUGCCAUCUCAGUAGCAGCUGACAUAGACAGGGAGCAGGUGAGUAGCGUGGAGCUAAGGGUACAAGCAAGGGACAGAGGAUCACCUCGUCUCUCUAGCAGAGUCACCGUUACCGUCAAAAUCUCAGAUAUAAACGACAACCCACCAGUUUUCGACCCUGACAGUUACGCCGUUUCCCUUCGAGAAGACAAGCCAGUCGACGCAUUGGCUUUCACAGUCUUUGCUACUGAUGCAGACGAACCAGGAACUGACAAUUCGAGCAUUGUCUACAGUAUAACUCAAGGGAAUACUGGAAAUGCUUUUCGCAUAGACAACAGUGGGAUGGUCUUUGUCAAUACUGCUCUCAACCACGAGGCUCUUUCUUCAUACGUUCUGACUAUACGAGCAGACGAUCAGGGUUCUCCCCAAAUGUCGGACACGGCCACGGCAGUGGUGAGUGUCCUCAAUGUAAACGAGGCUCCACCAACACUGAGUGGGGAUCAGAGCAUUGACUUAUCAGAGAGCACUCCAACUGGAGUUAUAGUUGCAAGCUUCUCUGCCAGUGACCCAGACUUUACCACAGUCUCUAUCAGCAUAGUAUCAGGUAAUAGCGAGCAAAGGUUUGCCAUCAGUGAUGGUGGAGACAUCUCUUUAGUGGAUCAGCUAGACUAUGAAUUUACUUCCAGUUACACGCUGACAAUCCAGGCAAGCGACGGUGAACAGAUUGACACGGGUUCUCUUUUCGUGAAUGUUUUGGACGAAAACGAAUUCAUUCCUCAGUUCUCGGGACCGACAGAGUUCAGCAUUGAUGAGGAGCAAGCUAGUGGAGUAGUUGUGGGCACAGUGAAUGCAACUGAUGGUGACGGCACUGCUCCAAACAAUGCAAUAACUUACUCCUUUUCAACACAAAUCAAUCUCCAAGACCACUUUACCUUGGAUUCCACCAGUGGUGAGAUAAGAACAGCGACCGUCUUAGAUCGAGAGCUACUCACCGAUUUAUUUCCCGUACCUUCUUCGUCCCUGACUGUGCAGAUAUUUGCUCGUGAUGGGGGGUCCCCUUCGUUUCAAACCAACAAGGAGUUCACAAUCACUCUCAGAGACAUCAACGAUAAUUCGCCACUGUUUGGUGACAGUGAAUAUUCCAGCAACAUCUUUGAGAACCAGCCUUCACAGACGAUCCUGACCUUCUCUGCAGUGGACACUGAUCUUGGAACAAACGCCGACAUACGCUUUUCGUUCAGCGUUCAGCCACCGUCCGGAGCAUCUCUGUUCCAACUAGUCGACGAUACAGUUGGAGAAAUAUCAACCAUGGAAGGUUUGGACUGUGAAGUAGUGCCUGAAUACACCUUCACAAUCACAGCCAGGGACAUGGGCAAUCCUGUUCGCAGUUCCAAUGCAGUUGGCACACUUACUUUGAGAGAUCAGAACGACAAUGGCCCAGUAUUUGCACCAAUCAGUUCUUUUUUAGUAUUUGAAACUACCCCCGUUUUCGAGGUGGUGGCCACUGUUACUGCUAAUGACGCUGACAAGGGUUUGAAUGGUGAAGUAUUGUACGAGAUUUUGGGACAAGACGAUUUCGAAGAAGAGGGAGAGACAGUGGGUUUUGGUUUACCGUUCUUUGAGAUUGACUCUGACUCAGGGGAAAUCAGACACGUUACCCCGUUCAACUUUGAGUCCUUCCCCGAAGUAACCAUCACCGUGAGAGCUAACGAUAGGGGCACCCCACGACUGACUUCCACCGCACAGGUCGUGUUUACCGUGUUGAAUGUGGACGAGAGUGCCCCUCGUUUUGGGCGCAAUUGCAGGGACGUGACUCUACCUGAGAAUACGCCUGCAGACACGCUCAUAGUCGACUGCAUGGCAACUGAUAUCGACAACACCACUACUCCCGAUGACCCAGAAUGGAUCACAUACACCAUUGAUAGUAUAAAUGGAAACACCGACGAUACCUUCAGAAUAGGACUCCACGACGGUGUCGUACGCAACAAUGUAGACUUGGAUUUCGAGGCAAACAAUUUUUUCAGAUUGGUCCUCCGUGCAACCGACGGUUCCGGGAGAUCGAGAACCGAUACAGUGGAUAUAGUGGUAACAGAUGAGAACGACAAUGCCCCUCAAUUUCAGACGCAAUCAAUCCGAUUUGCAAUGACGUCGGAGGCAAUAGAAUCAAACACGCAGAUGAUAGCUACUGCCAGGGUCGCAGACAGAGACGCUGGGAGCAACAGUGAAAUUCGUUUUUCCAUCGCAGGGAACGGCAUCGAGAGAGUUAGCUCGACUGAGACUCGGGUCGUAAUAACUGCCACAGAUGAAGGGGCUACCCCACUGACGUCUACAGCUACACUCACAGUUCAGUUUGAUGAGGAAUGUCUCCUGCAGAAAUACACAAUCGACCCGUCCUCUGGGGAAGUGUCGGCAAAACUUCUCUGCUCAGUAGAAAUCACUCCAGACAAUACUGAGGUGGUACUAGGUGAAGACCAUAUUGCCUACUGCCGCAUAGCACGCAACAGCCCGGCCAUCUACCAGUGGAUCUUUAAUGGGAGUGCCAUUGACCUGACUGCCUCUUUAUCUGACGAGCAACAGCAGGCAACUCUGAAUGUUCGAAGCGUGGGUUACCAGGACGCUGGUGCUUACGCCUGCAAAGUCACGACAGAGGCGGGGAGCUUGCAGACUUCUACUUACACUGUCAACAUACUGGUUGUGCCUGUCAUAACUCUCCUUCGAGAGCCUACUGCUGUUUCUGAGAGUGCAUCUGUGGAGUUUACCUGCCGUGCAGUGGGGACACCGGCUCCUAGCAUCAGCUGGGAGUUCCAAGGCGGGACGGUGGCUACUGGAAACACUCUCACCAUUGAUAAGGCUGAUGUUUCUACACAGGGGGACUACUCUUGCGUGGCUGUUAAUGUUGCUGGUAGCACCACCAGAGACACAAGACUAGUAGUGUUUGUCACAGAUGAUGUUGCUGCUAUCGUUAUCAACAAUGUGGACCUGACAAGUCCGGAUGGUACAUGUCGUUACCUUGACCCAGAAACCAUUGAGGAGUUGCUGUCUCUGACUGGUGUGACAACCAUGGUCACCGGUAUAUUAUCGGCUGAUGACUUGUGCGAGAUCAGCAGCUGUAGCCCCAAUCCUUGCGGUAAUGGUGGUGUCUGUCAGUUGGACGAGAGUGUGGAGGGAGGUUACUCAUGCGCAUGUCUCGAGGGCUUUACCGGGGUUGAUUGUAUGACGGAUGUGGACGAAUGCCUAGCUGUUGUUCCGUGUGGGCCAACCGGCCAGUGUACAAAUGUCCCUGGAUUCUUCCAGUGCACAUGUGCCGACAGCACAGGGAACCGAUGUCAGUAUCCGACGUCGUGUGCAGAGCCUGGUCGAUGUGUGGAGGGGCAGCUGUGUAUGGAGAGUCUACAGGCUCCCGGUGGGUAUGUCUGCCUGGAGGCCAGUGGGGAGGAGACCCUGACUGUGGAUAGAGUGGAGGUCCAUGUGGGGUUCCUGGACGAUCUGCUGGUCAACUAUAGAGAAGCUCUCUUACAGCAGCAACAGGCAGCCACCAAUCAGCAGCAGUCACCAGCCAAUGAAUUGCAGUACACUUUCUCCAAGACAUUCUGCUCCCCACGUUUCCUCCGCCUCGAGGACGGAGGUACUCGCUACGGCCUGUUCUGGGACUGUGCUGACGGUGACUCCAGUCCACCUCCUGUCAUACAGCCACUGCUGUGUGAGGUACUGGUCCAGUCUGGACUGGUGGAGUCUUGCACAGCUUCCAACACUUCUGUUCUGACUCGCCCAACUCCCCCUCCCUCACUGCCCGCAAUUAGUGUUACCAUAGAGGUGAUCCAGGUGGACAGCUCUGGUGAGCCACUCAGUAUCGGGCAGACACUGGGCAACUUGGAGAGGGCCGCACAGGAGAUUAGACGGUCUGGUGUCUUCCCUGGAGCACAAGUGGGCAGUGUUUCUGCAGUCGUACCCAUUGAGUGCUCAUCUGGAUGUGUGAAUGGAGAAUGCACUGACAGGGAUCAAUGUACAUGUGAUGGUGGCUGGAUGGGGGUCUCCUGUAAUGAAGUAGCAAUUGUAGAAGCUACAGGUCAACAGAGGAAUGAGGGCAGCUCCACUGCAGUGAUUGUGGGCGUGGUAGUGGGUGUGGUUGUGGCUAUACUUAUCAUAAUCCUUGUCGUGAUUGUCGUCGUUGUUGUGAUCUCAAAGAGAAAGGAACACAAGAAACAAUCACAGCUGAAACAGAAGUAUGCGAGAGACUUGGCUGACAUGGAGUCUUCGACUACACAACUGCCCGGUGCACUGGUGUUGAAGCAACUUCCCCACAAGAGUUCCACUGAGGGACUGGACUCUGCAGCAGGCUCCAACAGAUCAACUGCACUGGUGACGGAAGAAAAUAGUGCCUAUAACCAGCUGCCAGCCCACAUGAACUCCACCGACAAUGACUAUGACGUGUUGCCUGCUCUGAAGAACAACACCAGCAAUUAGAGCCUUCUGCCUUGUGUCAUUAAUUACUGUGUGUCAUUAUAAUACUCAAGUGUAGUUA
Geodia barretti is the source of this 7333-nucleotide messenger RNA. Lineage: Eukaryota; Metazoa; Porifera; Demospongiae; Tetractinellida; Geodiidae. The record is from the annotation of a GenBank genome assembly.